UCUACGUGGUUGUGUUCCAACGCCAUCCCACAAAAGCUCCAGCCUGCCUCAACCCUCUUACUCUUUUGCUUUCUUCCCCCAAAAACAAUUUUCGUCUUUUUACAAAUCCUGCAAAACCCUAUCCCUACUCGACAUGUGAUCUUCUAUAUAUUCCUCGCAACGAUUCCUAUUUUUCUUUAUAUACACUCCAUAAUCGCAGUAGUUUUAGCUGCGCCGUGAUGGAUGGGAUGUUCGGGUUUCAUUCCACGCCGGAUUACGGCGACAGGGCUUUGAUGUCGCCGGAGAAUCUGAUGGACUGCGGAUACACCUACCACGGCCUGAUUUCCUCAUCCGCGCCCGAUCGGAUUCCGGUGUUCGCCUCCGACGACCUUACUGCCACCGGCAGCUUCCCUUGCUCCGUCGUCUCCGAGGCCGCGUCCGUGGCUCCCGAUGUUUAUAGGAGGGGCGGCGGCGGCGGUAGGCGCGAGGACGCGGCGGGGGAGAAGGAAGACGACGACGACGACGGUAUCGGCUUGAUCAAAGCUAAAAUCGCUUCUCAUCCUUCUUAUCCUAAGCUCUUAGAGGCUUAUAUUGAUUGCCAGAAGGUGGGAGCGCCGCCGGAGAUCGCGUCGUUUCUGGAUGAAAUCAGGCGAGAAAACGACUUGUUUAAGCAUGACAGUCGUGUUUCCACAUGCUUCGGAGAUGAUCCCGAGCUCGAUAUUUUCAUGGAAACGUACUGUGACAUCUUGGUGAAGUACAAAUCAGAUCUUUCCAGGCCGUUCGAUGAAGCUAAAACCUUCCUCAACAAGAUCGAAACUCAACUCAGCAACCUCUGCAAAGAUGAUGGUGUUGUAUCGUCAGAUGAUGAUGAAUAUAGCGGCGGUGAGGCAGAAGAACAAGACAGUGCUGUAAGGGGUGAAGACCGCGAGCUGAAGAGCAGACUCCUGCAGAAGUAUGGCGGCCAUAUAAGCAGCUUAAAGCUCGAAUUCUCAAAGAAGAAGAAGAAAGGGAAACUACCAAAAGAUGCAAGACAAAUAUUACUUGAAUGGUGGAAAGGUCACUACAGGUGGCCCUAUCCUACGGAAGAUGAUAAGAUUUCACUGGCUGAGUUGACGGGGUUGGAUCAGAAGCAGAUAAACAAUUGGUUUAUAAAUCAAAGGAAACGACACUGGAAACCGUCGGAACAUAUGCAGUUAGCAGUUAUGGACAACCUCGCCGGACAAUUCUUUACCCAAGACUAAGGUCUGGGAUAUAUAAUAUAUAUACGUUUACAUUAUGCUCUCUCUCUCUCUCGAAUUCGUGUACAUUUUAGGAAAUGUGAUUUAGGCUGCCAAUAUUGAUCAUACAGUAACCUUUCUGCAUAUAAUAAAUUUAAGGAAAACAACGAUCCACCAGCCCACUUCAUGCA
Ipomoea triloba (trilobed morning glory) is the source of this 1387-nucleotide messenger RNA. Its product is annotated as homeobox protein knotted-1-like 6. Gene Ontology annotation, molecular function: DNA-binding transcription factor activity, RNA polymerase II-specific; DNA binding. The transcript is spliced from 5 exons. The record is from RefSeq and is a predicted model, not a curated record. The coding region runs from base 219 to 1220 and encodes 333 amino acids. Gene Ontology annotation, biological process: regulation of DNA-templated transcription. Lineage: Eukaryota; Viridiplantae; Streptophyta; Magnoliopsida; Solanales; Convolvulaceae. Gene Ontology annotation, cellular component: nucleus.